Molecule: messenger RNA, 765 nt
Organism: Capsicum annuum
Lineage: Eukaryota; Viridiplantae; Streptophyta; Magnoliopsida; Solanales; Solanaceae
Product: beta-glucosidase-like SFR2, chloroplastic
Exons: 2
Coding region: 94-690 (198 amino acids)
Source: RefSeq, a predicted model, not a curated record
CAUGUGGAAGACAGGCUUGAUGAUGCUUGGCUCCAAUUUGCCGAAAAUACAGAAUCACAUGAACACGAGCAGCCUCAACCAGCAGAUGCUAUUAUGGGAUCUGCUGCAGGUGAUGGUGGAUCUCAGCAAGCAACGUUAUCUCAGAGAGAAGCUACAAAGACCAUUAAGAGGAAAAGGUUCAUUAAGAUAGCCAUUGAGGCACAAAUAAGAGCAUUUGAGAAGUACGUAGAAGUGGAAGAGCCAACUCCUACUGAGCAGUGUCAUCACAAUGUUGCUGCCUGGCAUAACGUCCCUCACCCGGAGGAAAGGCUAAGGUUUUGGUCUGAUCCAGACACUAAAUUGAAAUUAGCUAAAGAUACUGGUGUGCAAGUCUUUCGAAUGGGGGUAGAUUGGUCCAGGAUCAUGCCUGAAGAGCCUCUCAGUGGACUGAAAGUUUUAAGAAAUUACAGUAAAAUUCAUUUCUCUACUUUUAUCUAUGCAGAAUUAUGUCGAGCAUGUGUGUCAAGUAAAAUUUAUGAAUACGCUCCCUUCGAUAAUGGUAACCUUUUAUCAUGUACUUUCCAUAUACAACUAACUUCUUUUAUGGUAUCUAGCUAUUUAACUGCUAGUUCUUAUAUCAUCUUAUGGCUAUGUCGCUAUGAGAUCAAAUAUACUAGUGCAACUAUAUUUAUUCUAUUUUAUAGCAUGUGAUAGAUAUACCAUGUGACUCUUAAGAAUUUCUAAUGAAUACAAACACAAUCAUGUAUCUCUAUAGAUACUUGACUG